Phaeodactylum tricornutum CCAP 1055/1 is the source of this 2182-nucleotide messenger RNA. RefSeq names its product protein heat shock protein (gene HSP70B). The coding region runs from base 137 to 2182 and encodes 681 amino acids. Gene Ontology annotation, biological process: protein refolding; cellular response to unfolded protein. The transcript has a single exon. Gene Ontology annotation, molecular function: heat shock protein binding; misfolded protein binding; ATP-dependent protein folding chaperone. Gene Ontology annotation, cellular component: cytoplasm. The record is from RefSeq and is a predicted model, not a curated record. Lineage: Eukaryota; Bacillariophyta; Bacillariophyceae; Surirellales; Neidiaceae.
CCACCUUUACCGUUGCGCUGCCAUUACACUGUUCUCCCACAGCAGUUCUCUAGACAUAGACAAACACUGCUUGCUUGUCAUGUCUAUUCGGAUCUCUCUGCUUGAAAGGGUGAACAAGAAUUGACCUUGGUGGACUAUGCUGCCACGAGUUGUUGACGGUCCUUCCAUCGGCAUCGACCUCGGAACGACAAAUUGUGCUGUCGCGGUCUGGGAUUCUACUCGGGGUCAUCCGAAAUGGAUGCGACUAGCUAACAUAGCGACACCGCCACGCAAUUCUAGCAAGAUAGGUCGCGUUGUUCCCUCCGCUGUCCUCUUCCUGACGCGAGAUGCAGCAGCACUACACAACCUUUUGGACGAGGCUCAAGAUGUCGACGGGAUUCUGGAACGAUCUGAUCUGGUGGCUCUCGUUGGCAACAGUGCAGUGAAAAUCCUGGAGAAAUCUCAAGCACGUGAGAUUGAAAUGCCUUUCUCACCGGCUCAGGUAUCGGCCGCUUUCGUGGCCAGUGUCAAGCGAUUGAUUGGCGCAGCCAACUCGAUAGCUUUUCGGAAUAGCGAUUUUUUGGACUCGCUCCCCUACCGAGUAGUCUCGGGCGGAACGGAAGAAAAUAAUCUAUAUCUCGAGAUAACUCCUCUGGGGUCCUCCGAAACAGUCCUCGUGACGCCAACGCAAGUAUCAGCCGUUUUGUUACAAUCGCUGCGUUUAUCUGCCGGACGGUACCUAAGGCUUUGUGCUGCAAAAAAGCAGUUGAAAGUUCCCGGGGAUGCUAGAGAGCCUUGCUGUCACGCUGUGGUCGGUGUGCCUGCGCAGUAUGGUCGGGCGCAGCGUAGUCUGAUAGAGCGAGCUUGCCGAAUUGCCGGCUUUACGGGUCGCGUGCUGUUACUUACAGAAUCAACUGCUGCCGCCAUUGCCUACGGCUUAACGGUCGGAAUUACUAUUGCAACAACGAAAACGAUUCUAGUAUUCGAUAUGGGAGGUGGGACAACCGAUAUUACAAUUGCUGAAAUGCAUCCACCAGCUUUAGAAGCGCCAACGUCAGUCAAUGCCGACUUUGAGGUCAAGGUGACGUUCGGAGACCAAAGGUUAGGCGGGGAUGAUAUGGAUGCAGCCCUUUCAAGAUUGGUAUGGCAGCGUCUGAAAGUGCAUCCGUCAGACUGUAGUUUGCAUACACAGCGUGAGGUUUUACUCCACGGCAAGCAAGCCAAAGAAGCAUUGUGUGGCAAUGCUGAGCAUGGCGAUCUGCAACCAGUCAAUUCAUACUCAAUGACUGUUCAUGGCCGGUCAAUAUGUUUGACGCGAAAGGAUUUCGAGGCUGUGAUUGAGCCGCUAAUACAUCGAGCAAAGAAGUUGAUCCAAGAGGCGAUACGGCAGUAUAAAGCUACUUCUUGCACUUCGAUUAUGACUGAUCAAACCGACGCUGCUAUAACAUUCGACGAAGUUCUUCUCGUCGGUGGAGCCACCCGUGUUCCGGCAGUACGGUCACUGCUCAAACAACUUUUCCCUCCGCCGGUCCCUCCCGAAUUGUGUUUGUCUUUGAAUGCCAUGGCUGCAGUGGCACAAGGAACGGCUAUUCAAGCCGCUUUGUGGUCCGGUUUGAUACCAAGAUACGACAUUGAAUCUGCUCUAAUGCUGGAUACCGUACCACACGCAAUAGGAGUGCGUUUGAGUGAAGCACACUUCAUUGAGGUCAUUAAGAAAGGAUCACCUUUGCCAGCGACCGGAUUUGCUCCGUUUCAGUUAGCUGAUGCUCGACAAGCGGGCGUUACAGUACAGGCCGUGGAGCAAGUCGACAUCGAAACCUAUGAAAGCAUUGGAGACUUCACCUUUUUGCUGCAUCGGAUGACGAAGGCACAGCUGGCAAACUUGGGGAACGACGCACGAUUGGUAGAUGUGGGCAUGAAACUGAACGCGCAAGGAGAGUUUGUUGUUUCAAUUUUGGACCCUCACGAUCCCGAGCACGUUAAGAGACGUUUAAAUCAUGAAAAAAUACGUGCGGCAUCUGCCGAUGGAUCAAAAGCGGGCCAUAGUGUUUUGAAUACCUACACCGCAACUGCAGAGGUUUGUGAAGGUGAAGCGUUAUUGACGGAUCAACUCGUGUUGUGCUUUGUCUGUAUACUAUUGUUUGUGGUCUACGUUAUGGUCAAACUUUUAGUUGCCGAACCAAUUUCUGUCCUGCAGCCAUGA